Messenger RNA from Molossus molossus (Pallas's mastiff bat), 1017 nucleotides. It is a transcript of the gene UTF1, whose product is annotated as undifferentiated embryonic cell transcription factor 1. The coding region runs from base 1 to 1017 and encodes 338 amino acids. The transcript has 2 exons. The record is from RefSeq and is a predicted model, not a curated record. NCBI's taxonomy places the organism in Eukaryota, Metazoa, Chordata, Mammalia, Chiroptera, Molossidae.
AUGAUGCUCCGGCCCCGGCGGCCACCCCCGCCUGCGCCGCCCGGAUCGCUGACGCAGGCCAGCCCAGACCUCGAGCCUGGGUAUGCCCCAGGAACUCCGCCUAGACGGCCCGCCUCGCCUGGCGCGCCGGUAGCGCCUGAAAUCCCCGGGUCGCCGGUGUCCCCAGGCUCAGCGCAGCGCACGCCUUGGAGCGCCCACGAGACGGAGCUGUUGCUGGGCACGCUGCUGCAACCGGCUGUGUGGCGCGCGCUACUGCUGGACCGCCGCCGAGCGCUGCCCAUCUACCGGCGCGUGUCGGCCGAGCUGGCCCGCCAGCAGGUGCGGCGCACGCCCGCGCAAUGCCGCCGCCGCUACAAGUUCCUCAAGGACAAGCUCCGCGACGCGCAAGACCAGCCGCCGGGACCCUUCGACGCGCAGAUCCGCGAGCUCAUGGGGCUGCUUGGCGAUAACGGCCGUAGGCGCGGCCGUCGCCGCUCCCCCGGGCCUGGGCGCCCUCCGCGCGGUCGCCGCGCGGUCCCGGGUACGCCCGCCGAGCCGGACGCCCCGCCGCUGCCUGCCGCCCGAGACCCCGACGUGGACCCCGCCUGGACGCUCAGAUUCAGCUCGUCCCCGCCCAAGUCUUCUGAGGCUCCCGGCGAUCCCGGCUCCCCGACGGCACUCCCCAGCUUAACCCCCGCGCCCGGCCGUCCCGAGGAUCACGCGUCCGACCGCGCCCCCGGCUCCCCGCCGCCCCUCGACCCUGCCUGGGAAGAGCCCGACUCGCCGCCGGGCCGCCCAGAAAACCACGCGCCACCCCAGGCUGCACCCCCGUCGCUGAAUGCCGCCCUCCUGCAGACCCUGGGGCACCUGGGCGACAUCGUGGCCAUCCUGGGCCCCCUGCGCGACCAGCUGCUGACGCUGAACCAGCACGUGGAGCAGCUGCGCGGCUCCUUCGACCAGACCGUGUCCCUGGCGGUGGGCUUCAUCCUAGGCAGCGCCGCCGCGGAGCGGGGCGUCCUGGGGGACCCGCGCCCGUGA